Messenger RNA from Closterium sp. Yama58-4, 4683 nucleotides. NCBI's taxonomy places the organism in Eukaryota, Viridiplantae, Streptophyta, Zygnematophyceae, Desmidiales, Closteriaceae. The record is from the annotation of a GenBank genome assembly.
AUGACGACAGCAGCGACGCGGGACGUCGAAGAAGCCGAAACCGAAGCAUUAGGACCAAGAACUACUAUGGCGGAAGAGCAAAUGAAGGCCACGACGGACAAUGCCGACCCUUCAGGAGGCUCGCUUCGCUUUACAAAAGGAAACUGGCUGCACUCUGUUUCCACCAGCAACCAACCUGAGCACCCUGAGAAUUCGCCUGGACUCUGGCACCGUUUCAAGCACGUCAAUUCGCGUUCCUUCCUCGCGUGGCUCCGCCCUCAGAUUACCUUCUAUCGAAUCCACUUCCUCUCCUUCGUUAUAGUUGACCUAAUCGCUGCUCUGAUCAUGAUCGCCACUCCGGCCGGCAGCCUCGGCAAAAUCUCCUUCAUAGACGCACUCUUUAACUGCACAUCCGCACUGACCGUAACAGGUCUUGCGUCCGUCCGUAUGAACGUGUUUUCCACAUUCGAUCAGGUGCUGCUGCUGCUGCUCAUGAUGGUCGGCAGUGCCAUUUUCACAUCCCUUGUCCCGGUCCUCAUCAGAAGACACUAUUUCCUGAAGCACCUGCGAGAGGAGGAAGCUAAGGGCGCGGUCCCACUGCUUUCGACGACAUCAGAUGUCAGGGAAAAGGCGGGCAGAAGCAACAGGAUUGGGCUUGCAAGGUCAGAGAGUGUGCUGACCCGAGGCGAGAACAACGACGCGUUUAUCCGGCACGCCAUGGAGAAAAUGGAGGCCGAGAGGCAGAGGGAAGCAGAGGAGUGGGAGAGAAUGAGGGAGAGGGAAAGGGUGGCCGCCGGUGGUGGGGAGGGAGGAGAGGCGGGGGAUGAGGAAAGCGGGUUUGGGAGAAACCCCCCUCUGACUCCUUUGCAGAGAAAGCUAUCCAGAGCGCUGACGACUGUGUCUCGGAUUUCAUCGGAACCUGUGGGGUAUGCUCACUCUGGCCGAGGCCACAUGCAGAGCCAUUUCAUGCAGAGCCAUAGCACGCAGAGCCAUGGCACGCAGAGCCAUGGCAUGCAGGGUGAUAGCAGCACGCGUCACAGCAUGCAGCACGGCAGCAUGCCGCACCAUGACUCUGCUGCUGCGGCCCCGUGUCUCCCCCGCGGUGGCUCCAAUGCGGUUCACAGCGUGGCGAGCGGGCGGAAUCGGCCGAGCACUGGGGGGAUUGCGGAGGAGCAUCCGGAGGAGUAUGGGGAGGAGGGGGGCGAGGGGGCAGGCCUGGCACGGGGGGAUUGGGAGCAGCCUGGGCAGGAGGAGGCAGUGGCACCUUUCGAGAGACGGUUCGUUGAGCUCAGGGCCCUGGAGCUGCUGAGCUGGCUGGUGCCUGUGUACUUCUUUGGCACCAUCCUUGCUGCCUUCAUUCUCUUCAUCUUCAUCACCUGGUGGUGGCCCGAAUACCACGAUCUCCUCACAGGAAAGGGCAUCAACGUUGUUUUCAACGCGGCCUUCCAGUCCGUCUCGGCCUUCGCCAAUGCAGGGUUUGGGCUGAUGGACGAAAACCUCAUCCCCUUUCAGCGCAACAUCCCCUACCUGCUGGUGGUGGCCGUGCUGAUCCUGGUGGGCAACACCAUGUACGCCCCCAUGCUCAGAGGGAUGCUGGCGCUGCUUCACAGCACCAGCAAGAAGGACAGCAGCCGGUGGCACAUAACGCAGUACCUGUUGGACCAUCCACGCAAGUGCUACACGCACCUGUUCCCACACAAGCAGACUCUCUGGCUGCUGCUCACAAUCGUCGCUUUCAACACCAUCCAAGCAUUUUUCAUUAUGGCCCUUGACUGGAACUCCCAGGCCUUUGAAGGGCUCGGAGGCGGGUUCCGUUUCUUUGACAGCUGGAUGCAGUCAAUAAGCACGCGCAACGCAGGGUACUCAAUCAUCAACCUCUCCUACCUCACAGCCGCCACCAACUUCCUCUUUUGUGGUUUCAUGUACGUGGCAGUCUACCCAGUCUUCCUCACCCGCCAAUCAUCGCGGGAACAGCGCGAUGUGCACGACUCGGAUGACUUGGCAGUCUUUGCAGAGGACCUGCAUGGGGGCGUGCUCGACUCCUCCGUGCUGGCGCAGGGCCGGCACCUCGUGGCGCAGGACUCGGUGUACCUCUUUGUGUCGGUCUUUCUUGUGUGCAUCAUCGAGAACAGCGACUUCAAUGCUGACCCCAACAACUGGACCGUCUUCAAAGUGAUCUUUGAGAUUAUCAGUGCCUACGGCAAUGUGGGUCUGUCUCUGGGAAACAGCUGCCCCACCAGCAACCCCAACUGCACGGAUGCGCCGCCCUACAGCUUCUCGGGCACGUGGUCAGUGCUCUCUAAGUUAAUUGUCAUCCUCGUGAUGCUGCUGGGGCGCCACAGAGGGCUACCGGACAACAUCGAUGCCGCCAUUGUCAUCCCGCCGCCCAAACAGUUCCAGCGCCAGCCUGCCCGACCAAUCACAGAGGAUCCCGCUGUCUUGCUCACGCGAGCGCUCACAAUGACCAAGUCUCAGCCCAGCUCUCUCAUGCGCCGCAUCUCCUCGCUGCAUGCUACUCGGUCAGCUGCUGGAGCCAUGCCAUCUUCUUCCGUGCCCUCCUCCGUCCCUUCAGAAGUGCCAUUCCAGGAACAACACGGAAAGCUGAAGAAACCGCGAAACCGAGGCCUUAGAACCGAGAAUCUCCAUGGCGGAAGAACAGAUUCAUGCCACGCCAGACACUGCAAACCCUUCAGGCGGAGGCAUUAUUUCCUGAAGCACCUGCGAGAGGAGGAAGCCAAGGGCGCGUUCCCAUUGAUGUCAACAAUGUCAGAUGUCGGGGAACAGGCUGGCAACAAUAGGGUUGAGCUUACAAGGUCAGAGAGUGUGCUGACCCGAGGCGAGAACAACGACGCGUUUUUCAUACACGCCAUAGAGAAAAUGGAGGCCCAGUCGCGGAGGGAAGCAGCGGAGUGGAAGAGAAUGGGGGAGAGGGAAAAGGAGGCCGGCAGUGGUGGGGAGGGUAGAGAGGCGGCGGGGGGUGAGGAAGGGGGGUCAGAGACCUACCCCCCGCUGACUCAUCUACAGAGGAAGCUGUCCCGAGCGCUGACCACUGUGUCUCGGAUUUCGUUUGAGCCUGCAGGGCAUGUCCUCACUGACAGGGCCCACAUGCGUAGCCGUAGCAUGCAUGGCCAUGGCACACGUCAGGACAUGCCGCAUGAUGACAACAUGCAAGCUCACAGCACGCAGCGCAGCAGCAUGGAGCGCAGCAGCAUGCACAGCAGCAUGCAGCACCAUGGCUCUGCAGCCACCUCUCUCACCCGGGAUGCUCCCAGUGCUGCUCACAGCAUGGCGGGCGGCGGAGGGUUUCUGGAGCAUCCGCAGAGACACGGGGAGGAGGGGGGCGAGGGGACAGCAGGGAGCGACCGGGAGCAAACCGGGCAGGAUGAGACAGUGUCACCUUUUGAGAGACGGUUCGUUGAGCUCAGGGCACUGGAGCUGCUGAGCUGGCUGGUGCCGGCGUUUUACUUCGGAACCAUCUUUGCUGCCUUCAUCCUCUUCAUCCUCAUCACCUGGUGGUGGCCCGAAUACCACGAUCUCCUCACAAGCAAGGGCAUCAACGUCGUCUUCAACUCGGCCUUCCAGUCUGCUUCUGCAUUUUCCAAUUCCGGGAUUAGCUUGUUGGAUGCGAACCUGAUUCCGUUCCAGCAAAACAUCCCGUACUUGCUGGUGGUGGGGGUGUUGAUCCUAGUAGGCAACACCAUGUACGCCCCCUCGCUCAGAGGGGUGCUGGCGCUGCUGCACUCCACUAGCAAGAAGGACAGCAGCCGAUGGCACAUAACCAAGUAUCUAUUGGACCAUCCGCGCAAGUGCUACACGCAGCUCUUCCCACACAAGCAGACGCUCUGGCUGCUGCUCACAAUUGUCGCAUUCACCUCCAUCCAGGCCUUCUUCCUCAUGCUGCUCGACUGGAACUCACAGGCCUUUGCUGGGCUCGCAGGUGGCUACCGUUUCUUUGACAGCUGCAUGCAGUCAGUGAGCACGCGCAGUGCAGGCUACACCAUCAUCAACCUCUUCUACCUCUCUGCCGCCUCCGACUUCCUCUUUGUCGGCUUCAUGUACGUGGCAGUCUACCCGGUGUUCCUCACGCGCCAGUCAUCCCGCGAGCAGCGGGACAUUCAAGACACGGACGACAUUGCCGUCUUUGCAGAGGACAUGCACAGCGGUGUGCUUGACUCCUCCGUGCUGGCGCAGGGCCGGCACCUCGUGGCGCAGGACUCGGUGUACAUAUUCGUCUCCAUCUUGCUCGUCUGCGCCAUCCAGAAUAAUGACUUCAGUUCAGACCAGGCCAACUGGACCGUCUUCAAAGUCAUCUUUGAGAUCAUCAGCGCCUAUGGCAACGUGGGACUGUCUCUGGGAAACAGCUGCCCCACCAGCAACCCCAACUGCACAGAUGCUCCGCCCUACAGCUUCUCAGGCACGUGGUCAGUGCUCUCUAAGUUAAUAGUCAUCCUCGUGAUGCUGCUCGGGCGGCACAGAGGGUUACCAGACAACAUCGAUGCCGCAAUCUUCAUUCCACCGCCCAAGCAGUUCCAGCGCCGGCCCGCCCAGCCAAUCAAAGAGGAACCCGCUGUGCUGCUCACACGAGCGCUCACAAUGACAAAGUCUCAGCCCGGCUCUCUCAUGCACCGCAUCUCCUCGCUGCAUGCUUCCCAGCCAACUGCUGGACCCAUGCCAUUUUCUUCAGUGCGUUCCUCCAUCCCUUGA